Callorhinchus milii (elephant shark) is the source of this 1866-nucleotide messenger RNA. RefSeq names its product cytosolic iron-sulfur assembly component 2A (gene ciao2a). The transcript has 5 exons. The record is from RefSeq and is a predicted model, not a curated record. Lineage: Eukaryota; Metazoa; Chordata; Chondrichthyes; Chimaeriformes; Callorhinchidae. The coding region runs from base 55 to 540 and encodes 161 amino acids.
CCAUGUGUCUGGUCUGGUAGACCAGGAAGUCUGUGGCCCAGGAAUGGCUGGAAGAUGGAAAUAGUCUCUGGGCUCGUGUCCUACGCGGUGGCAAAGUUCGUCCUUAUCUCGCGUCUGUCUGGCAAAAAAGAUGCGGAGAAAACCAAAAAGAUGGAAGAGAAAGCAUUAGAGGUUUACGAUAUCAUUCGGACAAUUCGUGACCCGGAGAAGCCGAACACCCUGGAGGAGCUGGAGGUGGUUUGUGAGGAGUGUGUGGAGGUGAAAGAGCUGGAGGACGACAAAUAUCUCGUCGUCAUCCGCUUCACCCCCACCGUCCCCCACUGCUCUCUGGCCACGCUGAUCGGGCUGUGUCUACGGGUGAAGCUGCAAAGAUGUUUACCGUUCGAACAUAAGAUUGAAAUCUACAUUUCUGAAGGAAGCCACUCUACAGAGGAAGAUAUUAACAAACAGAUCAACGACAAGGAGCGAGUAGCGGCAGCAAUCGAGAACCCGAGCCUGCGGGAGAUCGUGGAGCAGUGUGUGACAGAGCCCGACGACUGAGCCGUUGGGAAAACCACGUGGAGAAGCUCUCUCUCUCUCUCUCUCUCUCCCUGUGGGCUCUCGCUGCUUGUCAAGGUCCCCGGCUCUGCUGACCUAAAGACAGCCAAUAACACUCUCUCGCUCUCUAUGUCUUUCUGCAAUAGAAACUUUAAUGCACUGGCUAUAUAUAAACAUAUAGCCCACCCUUUGACAAACAAGUGUUAUUUCAGCUGUAAAGAGGCAAUCCCACAGAGCACUGAUCUGAAGAGGAGAUUUUUCCGAGUGUCCAGCGUUACUCCUGAACAUUACUCCUGAGCCCAAACCGCAAGAAGGUACUAUUUCACUUGACAGGAUUCCAGUUUGAGGCAACAAGCUCUACACGUCGCUUGCCUGGAAUCAAUGGCAUCUCUCAGGGAUGAGAAAUGCGUCCUUACCUUUACAUUCAAAAUAAUCUCAAACGCCCUUCAGAACAUCCGCCAGAUUGUUCAUGGGUUUGUUGGUGUUGUACCUAUUCCCCGCAUUUGUUGUGCAGACAGAGAGCUGAGAGUGGUAACAAAUUCUCUGGUUGCGAUUCCAAGUGACCUGUAUCCAGUCAGAUAGACACAGUGGUCUGGAUCUCUGGAUCGAAAAGGGCCAAUUUGCUGUGUUCUUAUGCAAUGUAUAAGCCACCUCCUACAACUGGAGAGAGAGAGAGAGUCUUCUCCCAACCCCAGGGGCCCAUUAUUCCCCACUUCCCCCACCCCUCAUCCACAGUAUUACGUCCAUCGCUCACCACCCUGUUAAACAUUUGUAGGUUGUUUAAUGAUAUCUAAACACCAACCAAUAAGCUCAAUUUGGUCACUCAAUCCACGACUGUUUGUGGGACGCUGCUGUGCAUAAUUGGCUGCCGCGUUUUGCCCACGUAAUACACAAUCAAUCCACUUCACAGUAUAUUGUGCCAAGUGCUUUGAGACGUCUCAACAACGUGACAAGGCCCCAUAUCAAAUGCAAGGAUUAUUAUUAUCUCAUGUUUCAGGAGCAAAGCCAUAUCCAUAUUUGGUGUAUAAUGCAUAAGUACUGGGGACGGAGAGCGAUCGGCAGACUGCAGGGCUGGGGACGCCUUCUGAUUUCAGGUUCUUUAUUCACUGCCCAGAAUGUGUGGUGAUGUACUAACAAGGGAACGUUUUAUUUCAAUAUUUCCUGUCUUGUGUAACAUCCAUGUGUCAGGCACCCACUGUAACAUACAAACCGCCCCCCCAACCCUGAGCCUUGGUUGUGAGGACAGGGGCCUCCAUUGCUGUGACUACUAUUGUGUACAUGAAAUCAACCGGGAAUUGUGAUUUUAAUAUAUGUAUUGUAUAAUCCAAA